Molecule: messenger RNA, 2515 nt
Organism: Scatophagus argus
Lineage: Eukaryota; Metazoa; Chordata; Actinopteri; Scatophagidae
Product: zinc finger protein 25-like
Exons: 7
Coding region: 146-2098 (650 amino acids)
Biological process (GO): regulation of transcription by RNA polymerase II
Cellular component (GO): nucleus
Molecular function (GO): DNA-binding transcription factor activity, RNA polymerase II-specific; RNA polymerase II transcription regulatory region sequence-specific DNA binding
Source: RefSeq, a predicted model, not a curated record
UCGUGAGUCGGGUCUCUGUUUCUACUCGGAUGUUAUUUACGUACGGACGAAUUCCGGACACGCGUUAAGCUUGUAAACAAGCUAGUCUCUAAAAUGUGCACUGCAGUUGUAGUCUGAAUAGAAACACGUUAAAGUUUGAAUUAAAAUGUCUAAAGGUGAGAUUCUGAAAGCGUUUGUUACCGAGAGACUCGCCGCCACCACCCAGGAAAUCUUAGGGGUUGUGGACAGAAUCGUAGCCGGCUACGAGGAGGAGGCUUCGGGCUUCAGACAGGAGAUCGAGCGGCAGAGGAGACAGCUGGAGGGUCUCCUGCAGCCUCAGCUCACACUCAGAAAAGCAGGCGUGGAGCACAGCAGGAGCCUCCGCCCUGCUGAGGAGGAGGAGGCUGAAGAUGAGCAUCCAGAGAACCUGGAAGACUCGACUAAUCACACUCCAUCGAGAGGUCGGUGUAAGAAGAGGAAGCCUGGCAGACCUCAGACCAGUGAAACACGGAGCCAUGUAGACCUCAGGAUCAGGAUCCUGGAGGACUCUGAGACCGAUGUGCUCUCACACAGAGUUCUUAAGAAAUGUCCAGUGCGACAGCUGAAGUGUCCUCGAGGACUGCAGGAGACGGACUUUCUGGACUUGCUGAAGUCCACCUUCCCUCAGCUGUCCGGGGACAACAAAUAUUUUGACAUAUUGACGUCUGAUGAGAGGCGUAGGCUGCAGCCUCUGAACCUGACCACUCUGACAGCAGAGGACGUCCACAGAAACAGGAAGUCAACACUCUUCAUCAGGCUGAAGACACAGAAGGCCUGUGGUCAUGAGACAAAAGACACUGAAGACUCUCUGUCCACGUCCACCUCAGCCAUGCUGACGUGUGAUGAAACUCAAAAAAGCAGGCCUGUUCAGGAAGGCAGCAGUUUGACAUCUCAGCACCAACGGAUGGAAACAGAGGAAGCUGAUGAGGAUCAUGGGACAUCAGAACCAGCUGAGGGCGCUGUGGUCUCCUCUGCAGCUGAGAGUAAACGGGGUGGCGGCGAAGACGUUGAAAAGGACGAAGACAGUGACUGGGAACGUGACAAGGAGCUGAAAGACUCUGAGCUGCAGUCGAAGCUGACAAAGAAACAGAAAAGCAGACGGUGUGGUGUGGAGACGUCUCAGACAAAGACGGAGAACGGGGACGUUGUCCUCUCCUGCAGAGUCUGCGGAGCUCUGCACCAAUCAGAAGUCCCUUUCGUCCAACAUGCCUGGAGUCACGUGGACAGUUCAGGAAGUGUGUGUGGAGUGUGUGGAGAGCUCUCAGGGUCUGUGGAGGCGCUGAAGGAUCAUCUGCAGAGUCAGCACAGGACUGCUGACUGUCACAUCUGUGGAGAGACCUUCCUCUGUGUCCUCAGCCUGGACGAGCACGUGGCUGCCCACUCGGGGGAGAAACCGUACGAAUGUGAGGUCUGCCUCGAUGCGUUUGCGUUGAAGGCGUCUCUGGAGAACCACCAGAAACUCCAUCAAGCCGACGGAGUGUUUGAAGCAAAAGAACAGUUCAAAGCUCGUGUCAGGACUCGCACCAACAACAAGACACACCUCUGUGGCGUGUGCGGCAAAUCCCUCAGCGACUACAGGUCUUUGUCCCGCCACAAGAUGACCCACUCCGGGGAAAGACCUCACAGCUGUCAAGUGUGCGGGAGGCGUUUCAAACUCCCCGGGACUCUGAGGCAGCAUGAAAAGAUUCACACUUACAGAGAGAGAUCGUACCUCUGCGACGUUUGCUGCAAAAUGUUCCUGACGAGCAAGCAGCUGCAGAUCCACAUGAGGACGCACACCAACGAGAAGCCUUUCCACUGCGGGGAAUGCGGAAAGGGGUUCACCACCAAAGGCCCGUUGACCAUUCACAUGAGGGUCCACACCGGAGAGACGCCGUACCGCUGCCCGGACUGCGGCUGGUCCUUCAAACGCAAAAUUAAUUUGGACAACCACGUGACAGUCCACUCGGGACACAAGCCGUUUGUAUGCGGGAUUUGUGGCAAAGCAUGCGCUCGCAAAACGUACCUGACGGUCCACAUGAGGACCCACAACGGGGAGAGACCCUACAAGUGUACGAUAUGCCUUGAAGACUUUGAAUAGUCCUCCAUAUCGCUCGACCUGUCAUUUCAGAUCACAUUUAACAUUCAACUACAAAGUUUAAUGCAAUUAUUUGGAUUAUUUUAAGUUAGGUUUUGUGAAUUUGUGGUACCAUACGUCACAUGUAAUACGACCCCGCGCUUAACUGAGUGUCCUGCACUCACAGCUUCGCCCGACGCUGCGCCGAUCAGUCUCAUAAAAGACGUAAAAGGUGAGCAGCGUCUCAACAUGGCAAAAUGGUUCUUCUUUAAAAGCUGUGCGAGUCACUCCAGCAGAGAAAACCUCAAUGUUAAACCUAUUGUGAGCUGAUGAUGUGCAUUAUGUGUAGUAAAAGUUUAAAAAGUAGAUUUUAUUGAAAAUUUGAUAUGCUUUAGCUGUAUCAUCAGCAUGACAAUAAUAUAAACGUACUGUCAUACAAAA